Purpureocillium lilacinum is the source of this 2037-nucleotide messenger RNA. The record is from RefSeq and is a predicted model, not a curated record. Lineage: Eukaryota; Fungi; Ascomycota; Sordariomycetes; Hypocreales; Ophiocordycipitaceae.
AUGUGUGAAGGCCAGCAGCUCCGUAGCAGCAGCAGCAGCAACGGUUCGCCCUUGGUCGGCCGGCCAGAGCACCACCAAGACUUUCAUGUCCCGGCGCGGCUGCACCACCCACAGCACCAUCACCACAGUCAUCACGCCUCGGUUAUUUCUUCUUCGGCGGAUGAGGCAGUUGCCGCUCCUGAGUCGCGAGAUGGCAAUAAUACUGUCCACGGCCAGCAUGCGACGACGCACCUUCCCAACCGCGGGACCCUCACUCAUGCCCUCGGCACGCCGGUGCUGACGGCGCUGCACCCGCACCGGCCAUCGACACAACUGUCGCAAAGCCUAGAUCAGAUAGAAGGGCACGCGGCCGUGCUCCUCGGCGGAUCUUCCGAGUCGGAUCCCUGGCUCCUGAGACACUGUCGCUUCGAUGAGCUGGGGCUGCGGACGUUCCACAAGCUUCACUUCCGCCACGCGGGCGGUGUUCCGACCAGCGACAAGAUUCCAGUGCACUUUUUGAUCAGCUCGGAUGAGCUGUGCGAGAGCGCAGCGGGAGAGACGCGUGUUGCUGGAGACAAAGAGCUGCGGGCCGAGCUGGACAUGCUGGUGCCGCCCGCGUACGGCGUGAGGCUUAUACGGCUCUUCCACAGACACGUCUUUCCCAUAAUGCCCAUCGUCUCGCGCACGCAGCUAUGCCUGACACACAUCGACUCGGUACCGGAUCGGGCGACGGUGGAAUCGCUCCCCGUCCACCUCCUCGCCGCCAUGUAUGGUUCAGCGCUUCCCUUUGCCGUCAACGACGACCAGCUUGCCGUACUACACAUCUACGACCAGCUCCCCCUCGAUCGCGUCUGGCGCAUUGUCUACCGCAGCCUGCAAGACAAGCUGCACCGUCCACGUCUCUCGGUGCUGCAAGCCGCACUGCUGUAUCUGCACAAGACGGGCCCCGACCGUCGGCGGUACGCGGCUUCUGACACGGCCUUUGUGUGGUCCUUCAUGGGCACGGUCGUCGGGCUAGCGCACAGUCUGGGCUUACACCUCGAGUGUCGCAUGUUUGGCAUCCCGGCAUGGGAGAAGAGGCUGCGGAGGCGGCUGUGGUGGGCGGUCUACAUCGAGGACAAGUGGCUGUCACUGCUGAUGGGGCGGCCCCCGUAUAUACGGCAGGAUGAGUGGGAUGUUAGUGCCUUGGAUGACGCGGAUUUUGACAUUCACCAUCCGUUGACGUAUGCGAGCGCGUUGCCGGCCAAGUCGGUGGCGGCAUUUCGGGACAUGGCGCGCCUGGCUCUCGUGGCCGACUCUGUGCAGGUGUCUUUAUAUUCCUUGAGAUCAUGCCAAAAGCUCGCCGAGGACUUGCCCGCCUCGAUCCAGGCCGCAAAGCCCCUCUUCGACGCCCUCAACGCAUGGCGCGCCACCGUCCCUGUCCCCGAGCCCUUCCGCUCAGAGAGGCUCGCCAACCUCAACGACGCCGACUCGUACCCGGCAUCCGUCUACUUUGCCUACCUGACGCUCGUCGUGUACGUGUGGCGCGCGCUGCUCCGCCCGACGGUGCGGUCCCUCCCGCCGCCGCAGAUCAUAGAUGUCGACCAGCCGCUGCAGGAGCACCAGGGCCCGCUGCAAGACACGGGGUUCCUCUUCGAGGACUUUAGCUGGGACUUUUCCGACCUGCCGGAGAUUGAGCUGCACCUCGAGGACGACGUUACGGACACGAGCGCCACGGUCAAGGAGCUGCACCAGGCGGCGCAGACGUGGGCCGUCAACCUCGUCAAUUUUACGUGGCACAUGUCGUCGAGCGACUUUGGAGAGUUUUGGUAUUCUUGGUCUCGCAUCAGCUUCGCCGUAGUGUCCAACUUCCUCAUGGUGCUGCUCGUCCAGGCGCCGAGCUCCGAAAACGCCCUCAAGGCGAAACAGAUGCUGGAGAACUGGCGCCGCGUGCUGCGCGACCAGAGCAAGGCGUUCCCGCUGCUGCUGCUCGCCAUGACGCGCCUCAACGGCUUCUACUGGGCCGGCCUGUCGGAGACGUUUUGCCUGCCGCAGCACGUGCAAGAGGUGCUGCAGUGA